Molecule: messenger RNA, 2831 nt
Organism: Ornithodoros turicata
Lineage: Eukaryota; Metazoa; Arthropoda; Arachnida; Ixodida; Argasidae
Product: zinc finger protein ZIC 4-like
Exons: 2
Coding region: 113-1357 (414 amino acids)
Biological process (GO): regulation of transcription by RNA polymerase II
Cellular component (GO): nucleus
Molecular function (GO): RNA polymerase II cis-regulatory region sequence-specific DNA binding; DNA-binding transcription factor activity, RNA polymerase II-specific
Source: RefSeq, a predicted model, not a curated record
CCAAUGGGCGACGACCGGGGUGGAGUGUGCGGACGGAGACGGUGCCCACAAUCGUGGCGCAGUCGGCAAUAGAGGCCGGUUUAUUCCCGACUGGGGCGAUGCGCGGGUGAGCAUGAUGAUGGAGCCCGGGAGCCUGGGGAAGCCUCGCGGCGCGGCGGGGCGGCUCGACGCCUUCUCCUUCGAGCAGGACGUCGUGUCUCCGUUUCACAGCGUCGAGCCCCUCAAGCACCCCGUCGAGCCCCCCGCGUCGCACCACUUCUCCAACAACGGCUUCGGCAUGCACCCCCACCCGGGUUACGUCACCAGGGAUUUCCUGCUGCGACGAGACCUUCCCCAUGAUGGCGGCAUGUUCGUGCCGCACCAUCCGCCGGCCGAUCUGUACCCGGCGCGGCUACCUCUUACGGAUGUAUACGGCACGCCGCAGCCGAGGCCCGAGCCCGUGUACGCGGCUCCGGCCAUGGGCGGCCAUCCGCACGGAGCCUUCUUCAGGUACAUGCGACAGGCACCAGUGAAACAAGAGCUCACCUGUUUGUGGAUCGAGCCGGCGUCUCCUCUACAUCAUCCCUUGGCGCAUCUGAGUCCGCGGAAACCGUGCGGGAAGACGUUCGGUUCGAUGCACGAGAUCGUGACGCAUCUGACGGUGGAACAUGUGGGUGGACCGGAGUGCACCAACCACGCCUGCUUCUGGCAGGACUGUGCGCGGAACGGGCGACCCUUCAAAGCAAAGUACAAGCUGGUGAACCACAUACGCGUGCAUACGGGGGAAAAACCCUUUCCGUGCCCUUUUCCAGGCUGUGGAAAGGUGUUUGCAAGAUCGGAGAAUCUCAAAAUCCACAAGCGGACGCAUACAGGCGAAAAGCCAUUCAAGUGCGAAUUCGAAGGCUGCGACCGCCGGUUCGCCAACAGCUCCGACCGCAAGAAGCAUUCCCACGUGCAUACGUCGGACAAGCCGUACAACUGCAAGAUCCGCGGCUGCGACAAGAGUUACACGCACCCGAGCUCCCUGCGCAAGCACAUGAAGGUGCACGGCAAGAGUCCGCCGCCCCCGCCAUCGCCCUCGUCGUCGUCGGCGUCGGGAUACGACUCGGACUCUGCGCCCGGAGCGCACCACGGGACUCCGCUCGGUACCAUGAACCACUCUUCCAACGCCGCAAAUCCUGCCGUUGUCGGCCCACUCUCGACGCAGCAACCGAUUCACCACGUUCCGCCGCCGCCUCCGCAGAUCCACCACGCGCCCCAGACGAGCUUGAACGAAUGGUAUGUCUGCCAGCCCGGCGGAAUGCCCACACCUCCGAGCAACGAGCACUCACCAUUAGGCGGUCCGCAUCAUCACCACUUGCCGCCUCCACCCUACUGACCCCGGCUACCGGGGGCCUCGUACGCCUUUUGAAGAGGACCCUCGUGCACUGUGAACUACCUCAACAGGACUCGUGCCAUGGUCGGAGUCUUGCCAAGACGUGCUGCCAUGCGUAUCUCAAUUCCAAUGCGAUUUAGUGUGGUCAUCUUAAGGCGUCAUGAUUCGACUCGUCAACAUAUAGAGAGAAAAAGAAAAAAAAAGUAUCUACUUCGAAAUGAUAAUAUAGACACGCAGGUGACACGGGAGAAAAAGAAAAAGGACGGUCUCUUAAGUCAGAGACCACACCUGAAAGAGUAUUCAUUCUCGGAACAUAUCUCGACUUAUAGCUUCAAGCUGAACAAGGUCACUCUAGUUAUUGUGAUUCCGAAGCUUUUUUAUGUGAAGAUAAGAUAUAGUUUCUCAAGUGCGGAUAUACGCACAUUCUGAGCUACUCCGUCGAACGCUACCUCAGCCUCCCAUAGGUAACCAAGAACAUUCAGACAUAUCCAGAAAGCUGUACUUAAACUGCACAUCUUAAUUCGAUGCCUUCCUGUAAGUCUUUCCAGAAGGUUUUUACGACGCUUGCUACUUAAAUCAUUGUCGCGACCUCCGGUACACAAUUCCACUUUUGCAUAUCCAACACAACCACACGACCCUGGUGCCACAGCGCAUUAUCGUUACCACCGAACAAACACGAACAACUUAGACGAAUGUACUUCUUUUUUUUUUUACAAUUUCGACGAUGGAGAAUGUUUUGGGAAACCCUAGCAACGCUCUUUUAAGCGUCUAGUCUGGUCAGUGCGUUGAUGUCGCCAAGAAUUUCUUAGGAACUCUGGUAGUCUUUUCAUUUCUAAGGACGCCACCGAUAGGCAAAAACUAAACGAUGAUAUAGGCCUGCUUUCUUGCUUAAAAGGUUUCCCUUCACACGACUGUACAUCAGGCAACAAAAAUAAACGACGUUUCGCGUGAGUGCACCACGUCAUAACAUCCAAGAAGGUGCAGAACGUGAACCUCUUCCGGCAUGUCUUGGCAACACUCCGAACGGACAGGGAACAAACGUCUGUUUUUCCCCCAGACACUUUGACCCAAAGUGUCGCUCCAUUGUUUUAUAUACAACGCCCUGUGCUUCUGAACACAUGGACGACUCGACACCUUUCUUGUAAGAUAGCUUCAUUCUCAUCAGCAUGUUCGAAUCGCCCGAUCGGUGCGUGUGUGAUCUCCGGAAGUGACGUUAUCGUGAAGUGCGACAACGACCCCAUUCUCUCUCUCCGUCGCUUUCAUGGACUGCAAGGACGUUGCGUGCGUGCGUGUGUGUGUGUGUAAUGUACAUUGAGCUCUAUUUUAUUACCACCAAAAAAAAGAGAAAGGGACACAACCAAAACGAAAAAGACCAACAGGUUCGAUCAAAGCUCUGCAGUUCUGGCUGCUGGGUUUCGUCAUUCUAGUAUAUUUUUUACAGAAGUGAGGGAGUCGACAUUAAAAAAAAGUGAGUUAA